AUGACUUCUCUUGGAUUCAUACAGUAGAUACAGUCAGCUAGAUAGAGUCAAUCCAUCCUUCUCAGCCUAAUGGAGAAAGGCCAAAGUAUUUUCUCUCGGGAUUCAGGAUCACGACCUCAGCAGGCCUGUAGAGACAACAAAUUUACAGACCAUUCAUAUCCUACGGGCAAGAUCCAGGUCAUCGGAGACAUUUUCCAGUUCACGGUCGAUGUGAGUGAAUUUUCUCCAGAGGAUGUUGUCAUCACAUUCUUCAACAACCACAUAGAGGUACAUGCCGAGAAGCUGGGAGAAGAUGGCGCAGUCACAAACACUUUUUCCCACAAAUGCAAACUACCAUCAAAUGUGGACCCCGUAUCUGUGACCAUGGCACUUCAGAGCGAUGGGGCCCUGACUGUUACAGCUCACAGAGACCUUAGUGUGAUUAAUUAA
Scatophagus argus is the source of this 429-nucleotide messenger RNA. Its product is annotated as heat shock protein beta-7-like. The record is from RefSeq and is a predicted model, not a curated record. Bases 70 to 429 code for a protein of 119 amino acids. The transcript has 3 exons. Lineage: Eukaryota; Metazoa; Chordata; Actinopteri; Scatophagidae.